Messenger RNA from Hylaeus volcanicus, 2623 nucleotides. RefSeq names its product transmembrane protein 68. NCBI's taxonomy places the organism in Eukaryota, Metazoa, Arthropoda, Insecta, Hymenoptera, Colletidae. Gene Ontology annotation, cellular component: membrane. The transcript is spliced from 7 exons. The record is from RefSeq and is a predicted model, not a curated record. Gene Ontology annotation, molecular function: acyltransferase activity. The coding region runs from base 766 to 1626 and encodes 286 amino acids.
UCCAAUUCGAGAGACACUGUUCUAAGUAAAUACAUGGUAACGUACACAAUCGAAUCAAUUACUUCGUAAACGUCAUUAUUGUAACUCGGUAAAUGCUACUAAACGUAAUUGCACGUGUUUGAAAUGCAAAUCUAGUGAUUUCAAUUAUUCGAGACACGAAAUGUAUUAUAGUUUUCUUAUAGUAUUAGGUUGUCCCGUAAGUUUCUUUCGCGAGUUGCACUCAAUUAUUUAUGUGGUCGUGUUUAUAUAAAUAGACAAUCUAAUUUCAUAGAUAUUCAUGUUGUAACAGUAAUGGAGCAAAAUGAAUCGUGCACAAUUCAGUAAUGUAACAUAAAGCAUAAAAUAUUGUGCAUGUAUUACUUAUUAAUAAAGUGAAAGAAACUUUUCGGACAACCUAAUAGUUUACUGUAUUCAAAUUUUCUUAUUAAUCGUAUUUGAAAUGAAUUAAAAAAUUUCAAAUAUCUGUUACUCGCGUAGAUACUUAUAUAUAAUCUCAGUUUGAACAGUCGUUUUUAUGUUAUUUUACAGAACAAAGCUAUCUUAACGCACAGUUUUACACAUAAUAUUUAAAAUUCGUAUAAAAAUGACAGUUUUUGUGGAAAAUAUACGAGAAAUAUACAUUUUUUUCAAUCGUUUUCAUAGAAAUGUAUAGCACUAGUUUUUUAUGCAAAUCGGAACUAACAUGCUUGAAGGUAGCUGCUGGUAGCUGCUGACACCUUCGACUAUAUCGACGUGGAUUAUACUCUGUGGUUAUCGUGGCUUUUAAUGCCGCUUCUAGUAACAUUUUUACUUCCACUUGUGAUCGUUGUAUUACUAUAUUUGACUGCAUUAAUAUUAUACGUGUAUAAAUUACAUAGAGGUAGACUAAGAAAUGCAUAUGGAACUGACUGGAGGAAUGCAGCUCGUAAUGUGGUAGCUGCAGUUUGGGAUGCUCAUGGUUGGAUUUGGUAUGGCUAUGAAGUAGUUGGUCUGGAAAAUAUACCAGAAAAUGUACCGGUGCUUUUUGUAUAUUAUCAUGGAGCCAUUCCAAUAGAUCUUUAUUACCUUAUAGCUAAAGUGUUACUCCUAAAUUCAAGAUUAAUUCAUACAGUAGCUGACAGAUUUCUUUUUAAAUGUCCUGGAUGGUCCAUAAUUUCUGAUGUACUGAAAGUUGUUCCUGGUACACUUCAAACAUGUUCUACUAUUUUAAAAGAAGGGAACAUGCUCGCUAUUUCACCCGGCGGUGUAUACGAAGCUCAAUUUGGAGAUUCUUAUUACCAAUUGAUGUGGAAGAAAAGAGUAGGUUUCGCAAAGGUUGCGUUAGAUGCUAAAGUGUGCAUAAUACCUUUAUUUACAAAAAAUGUUAGAGAAGCAUUUAGAACGAUAAGUUGGGGUAGAAGAAUAUGGUUGAGAAUAUAUGCUGCAACAAGGUUUCCUUUUGUACCAAUUUAUGGCGGCUUUCCAGUCAAGUUAACAACGUACAUUGGUAAACCAAUCCCAUACGAUGGCAGUCUUACACCUGAAGAGUUACAAUUAAAGGUUGCUGAUGCACUUAACAAUCUGAUAGCACAACAUCAAAGAAUACCUGGAAGUAUAUCAUUAGCUUUAUUAGAAAGAAUAUACAACGUAGAAAGAAAACAAUCGUAGAUUCAAUGGUCACAUUGAGUAUUAUGAUAUUAAGGUGCUGAUUAUUUUAUAUUAAUUAUUGAUAUUGAUAAUGUUUUAAGUGGAAUUGGUGUAAGUUAAAGAACAUUCAGAAUAAUGAAAUUGUACUUAUGUUUGAAGUAUAAAAUUCUUCCUUUUCCACUUAAUCGUUAAGUAGAUAUUUCGCAAAUUUCGAUGAUAGAAACUUUGAUGAUAGAAAUUAAUGAUUUAACAGUGCAAUACCAAUUUGAAUACAUUUUAUAAUAUAUAUAUAAUAAUAUAAAUAAUUUAUAUAUACAAUUUAUUUAUAUAAUUUUUAUAUAUUUUUAAUUUAUUCUACACGCAUCUUAAGUUAAUUUUCACUAUCAGAUAUCUCGUUACUAUAAGUAUAACUCAACAAAUUAAAUAAGACUCGUGAAGUUGAGAUUAUAUCCUUGUUUCUUCCACUCCUAUAAUCAUUUUCACGUUUAGAUAACACCCAAUAACUAGAUUACCACCAACUACUUCAUAUUUAAGCCACUCUUUCGAGAGUCUUAUUAAACUUGUUAAGCGAUACACUAAAAAAAUAUUGUUUGUUAUGUGCUCGUCCAGUAUAUUUAUGAUCCAUCAACGAUUCCAUAUAAUAUUGAACAUGUACUUAUCUAAGUUAUCUUAUUGACUAAUUUUAUACACGAAAGUUAUAAUAAAGUUUAUAAAUCCUAUACUUUUUUUUCAAAACGUCAUUUCUACAUCUUGAAAGCUUAAUUUAUUAACGUUAUUCGUUUUGUAAAAGGCUGUACGUCGAAUUUGCCGCGAACGGAAGUGUUUACAUCGAUCGUUGAGCGUUAACGGAAGCUGUGAAACAGCAGCGAACCUGUUGGCGGCUUUUUCCAAUUAAAAUUUAUUUUCUCGCUUUCGAAGUUGAUGGUCAUUUAGGAAAAAAUAAGAAUUUAUUAGCUUUUGAUACCAGAAGGUUCAGUAUUUUGUGCGUCGUGUCCGGUAUACAUUUCAUUGUUUUUUC